Pteronotus mesoamericanus is the source of this 518-nucleotide messenger RNA. RefSeq names its product cytochrome c oxidase assembly protein COX20, mitochondrial. The coding region runs from base 31 to 384 and encodes 117 amino acids. Gene Ontology annotation, cellular component: mitochondrial inner membrane; mitochondrion. The transcript is spliced from 4 exons. Gene Ontology annotation, biological process: mitochondrial respiratory chain complex IV assembly. The record is from RefSeq and is a predicted model, not a curated record. NCBI's taxonomy places the organism in Eukaryota, Metazoa, Chordata, Mammalia, Chiroptera, Mormoopidae.
GGGCGGGACUAGAGAUUCCGACUCGUCCCCAUGGCCGCGGCGCCGGAGCCGGGCGAGCCCGAGAAAGGGAAGUCCUUCAAGCUCCUAGGAAUUUUAGAUGUUGAGAACAUUCCCUGUGCACGGGACUCAGUAUUAUACGGUUCGUUAGGAUCAGUUGCGGCUGGCCUUGGACAUUUCCUGUUAACUAGCAGAAUUAGAAGAUCAUGUGAUGUUGGAGUAGGAGGAUUUAUCGUGGUGACUUUAGGAUACUGGUUCCAUUGUAGGUAUAAUUAUGCAAAGCAAAGAAUCCAGGAAAGAAUUGCCAGAGAAGGAAUUAAAAAUAAGAUUUUAUAUGAAAGUACCCACCUUGAUCCUGAAAGAAAACAAAGCAACGGCAGCAACUGAACGGGGUCUCGAGCACAGAAACCCAAACACAACUCAGUGAUGUUGGUGUGGACAAAGCUGCAAUCAACUAUGUACGUCGUAUGUACCACACGGAGGCUUUCAACUGAGUAAAUAAAGUAUGUGUUUAAGUUGUA